Messenger RNA from Glycine soja, 1793 nucleotides. Its product is annotated as BTB/POZ domain and ankyrin repeat-containing protein NOOT2-like. Gene Ontology annotation, biological process: plant organ development. The coding region runs from base 320 to 1750 and encodes 476 amino acids. Gene Ontology annotation, molecular function: protein binding. Lineage: Eukaryota; Viridiplantae; Streptophyta; Magnoliopsida; Fabales; Fabaceae. The transcript is spliced from 2 exons. The record is from RefSeq and is a predicted model, not a curated record.
UUUCAUGAAUAUGUAGAUAUUCAUGAAACAUCUUUCUAAAAUCAAACAAUAACAGUACCAUCAUCCACCACAACAAAAACAACACCAACAUCAAACAAAUGAAUCGAACACCCUCAUUCCCUUCACUACUAUUUCAUCUCAAUCACUCCUUCCCCUAAUUCCCCCCCUCCCCUGAGGAGUUAUUAUCAUACCCACAGAUAGGGACCAACCCUAACCUGUUGAGAGAGUACUCACUCACGCACGCACGCUUGAGUCAGUGGUGGGAUAGAUAACACACGCACUCACGAACAGUAGCAACAGCAACAUCAUCAUCAUCGCCAUGUCCCAGGAAGAGUCUCAAAGAUCUCUCUCCAUGGACUACCUCAACCUCCUCAUCAACGGCCAAGCCUUCAGCGACGUCACUUUCCAAGUCGAGGGCCGUCUGGUCCACGGGCACCGCUGCAUCUUGGCCGCGCGCAGCCUCUUCUUCCGGAAAUUCUUCUGCGGACCGGACCCGCCGACCGGCCUCGACCCCGCCGGCGCGUCGCGAUCGAACGACACCGGGGCGGCGGCGCGUCCCCCCGGCGUGAUCCCGGUGAACUCGGUGGGGUACGAGGUGUUCCUGCUGCUGCUGCAGUUCCUGUACAGCGGGCAAGUCUCCAUCGUGCCGCAGAAGCACGAGGCCAGGCCCAAUUGCGGCGAGCGAGGGUGCUGGCACACGCAUUGCACCUCAGCCGUUGAUCUCGCCCUCGACACCCUCGCUGCCGCUAGAUACUUUGGCGUUGAACAGCUCGCAUUGCUCACUCAGAAACAACUAGCGAGCAUGGUAGAGAAAGCCUCAAUCGACGAUGUGAUGAAAGUGCUGAUAGCGUCUCGAAAGCAAGAGAUGCAGCAGCUGUGGAGCACGUGUUCCCACCUGGUGGCGAAGUCGGGUCUCCCUCCGGAGGUGUUGGCAAAGCACCUCCCCAUCGAUGUGGUGGCGAAGAUCGAAGAGCUCCGUCUCAAAUCCUCCCUCGCGCGCCGCUCUCUGCUGCCCGGCCACCACCAGCACCACCACGACCUCACCCCAGGCAUGGAGGACCAGAAAAUCCAGCGAAUGCGGCGCGCCCUCGACUCCUCCGACGUCGAACUCGUCAAGCUCAUGGUCAUGGGCGAGGGUCUCAACCUGGACGAGGCGCUCGCGUUGCACUACGCAGUGGAAAAUUGCAGCAGGGAAGUCGUGAAGGCGCUGCUCGAAUUGGGGGCCUCGGACGUCAACUUCCCCGCCGGCCCCGCCGGGAAAACGCCCCUGCACGUGGCCGCCGAGAUGGUAUUGCCGGAGAUGGUGGCGGUGCUGCUGGACCACCACGCUGACCCCAACGUCCGAACUGUGGAGGGCGUGACCCCUUUGGACAUCCUCAGAACCCUAACCUCGGACUUCCUCUUCAGAGGGGCUGUCCCUGGACUCACCCACAUUGAGCCCAACAAGCUCCGCCUCUGCUUGGAGCUUGUGCAAUCCGCGGCUCUUGUUUUGUCCCGUGAAGAAGGGAACAAUGUCAACAACGACCAUAACAACAACGCUUCUGCUUCUGCUACUGCCAUUUAUCCGCCAAUGAGCAGCGAAGACCACAGCAGCGGCAAUUCGGACUCCAGGUUGGUGUAUCUCAACCUCGGUGCCACGCCACCAAUGGGUGAGGACGAUGGCAGCCAGAGGGAAGCCAUGAACCGUCAUGGCUCGCAAGGUGGCCGAUGUGACCCACCAUCAAUGUACCAUCACUCUCAUGACUUCUAGUUCUAUACCAUUACCUACUACUACUUUUAUAUAUAUAUAUAUA